UGUGGAGAUGGCCGCGCUGGCUUCGCUCCCCCCACUGCCCCCCCAGUUUAAGAGCAUACAGCAUCAUCUGAGGACGGCGCAGGAGCAUGACAAGAGGGACCCUGUCGUAGCCUAUUACUGUCGUUUAUAUGCAAUGCAGACUGGAAUGAAGAUUGAUAGUAAAACACCAGAAUGUCGUAAAUUUUUAUCAAAACUAAUGGAUCAAUUAGAAGCUCUUAAGAAGCAGUUGGGUGAUAAUGAAGCUAUCACUCAAGAAAUAGUUGGUUGUGCCCAUUUGGAAAAUUAUGCCUUGAAAAUGUUUUUGUAUGCAGACAAUGAAGAUCGUGCUGGGCGGUUUCACAAAAACAUGAUCAAGUCCUUCUAUACUGCAAGCCUUUUAAUAGAUGCCAUCACAGUGUUUGGGGAGCUCACGGAUGAAAAUGUGAAGCACAGAAAGUAUGCUCGAUGGAAGGCAACAUACAUACAUAACUGUUUAAAGAAUGGUGAGACCCCUCAAGCAGGACCUGUUGGGAUUGAUGACGAUAAUGUAGAUGAUGAAGAAAAUGAAGAUGCUGGAGCCACGUCUCUGCCCACGCCACCACCUCAGUCCUCAUCUUCAACUUAUGACCCAAGCAACAUGCCAUCAAGCAGCUAUACCGGGAUACAGAUUCCACCUGGUGCACACGCUCCAGCCAAUACGCCAGCAGAGGUGCCGCACAGCACAGGUGUAACAAGUAAUACUAUCCAACCCACUCCACAGACUCUCCCAACGAUUGACCCUGCACUCUUCAGUACAGUCCCCCAGGGGGACGUUCGUCUGACACCAGAGGACUUUGCUAGAGCCCAGAAGUACUGCAAAUAUGCCGGCAGCGCUUUGCAAUAUGAAGAUGUCAGCACUGCUGUGCAGAAUCUGCAGAAGGCUCUCAAGUUACUGACAACAGGCAGAGAAUGAAGAAAGGAGGCUUUGUACAGCACGACCAUGGAUUGGGGGCCUAAAGAACUAACAAUCCGUCGCUCUCUCCGCAGCCUCUCCGGAGCACAGUUGUAAGGAAGAUUUCCGUUCCAUGGACCCUGGCAUUGAACUCUGUGUCUGUGCCAGAUUCUUUUUGAAGCCUUCAUCAGCAGCCUCACCCAGUUUUCCUUAACCAUUUAGUGGAUCCAGUAUUCUCGGGUACAGAGGGCUGACGUUAACAAGACCCUAAAAAUACCCGCAGACCCUACUUGAAAAAGUGAAAGCACAUCUGUAAAUGUAUGGGUUUUACAUCUUAAUUUACACCAAAUACGGGAAUUUGUUUCAUUUUGUUUUUCAUCUGUAGCGUUUGAACCUACAGUCCAUUCUUGCUUUGCUGUAAAAUUCUAAAUGUAACUUUUAACAAAUAAUUGUGAGAAAAACUCUAGCAAUCAUGUUUUUGUUUUUCUCAGGACACCUAAAAUAGAUGUGUCCUAAACUGUUAACUGAAUCUGUAUGAAAUUAUGUUCAAAACUCAAAUUUACAUUCAUGUUAAAAAAGACAGCACUGAAGGUUAAAAAAUUCACAAAGGGAACAAAAGAAGUAAAGAGGUAGAAUUACCAUUUUAGGCUUCAGCAUAAUGCUGGUUUUCCAACUGCUGGGCCAUACAUUGAAGCUUAGGGUGAAUUGGCAUAUGCUUCGUAGGCAUGCAUUAGAGAAUGAAAGAGAGACAUUUGUAAGAAUGCUUGGAAACUGGUGCUGUGAGUUAAGGUUCUCCUCUGCUGCUAAUGGAUUCCUUAGAGUGUGUAGCUAAGAAUGAUGCAGAAGAUUACAAGAAUUUAGAUCCUUAGUUGUUAACUUUCUAAGUUUUGUGGGGAAUUAUGGAUUUACUUUGUCACCUGCAUUUGUGCUGUAUAAAAAAAUAAACACAACCAUUCUUUUAACUA
Molecule: messenger RNA, 1875 nt
Organism: Echinops telfairi (small Madagascar hedgehog)
Lineage: Eukaryota; Metazoa; Chordata; Mammalia; Afrosoricida; Tenrecidae
Gene: VTA1
Product: vesicle trafficking 1
Exons: 8
Coding region: 8-931 (307 amino acids)
Biological process (GO): late endosome to vacuole transport via multivesicular body sorting pathway
Cellular component (GO): multivesicular body
Source: RefSeq, a predicted model, not a curated record